This is a messenger RNA of Bufo gargarizans (Asiatic toad), 4621 nucleotides long. RefSeq names its product G protein subunit alpha 13 (gene GNA13). The record is from RefSeq and is a predicted model, not a curated record. Lineage: Eukaryota; Metazoa; Chordata; Amphibia; Anura; Bufonidae. Gene Ontology annotation, molecular function: GTPase activity; D5 dopamine receptor binding; guanyl nucleotide binding. The transcript has 4 exons. Gene Ontology annotation, cellular component: heterotrimeric G-protein complex; brush border membrane. Bases 71 to 1204 code for a protein of 377 amino acids. Gene Ontology annotation, biological process: adenylate cyclase-activating G protein-coupled receptor signaling pathway; Rho protein signal transduction.
ACGCGGUGACGUAGUGACGCGGUGGCGCGCCGGCCUCCUCCCUGGGCUCGGUGUUCAUGUAGUGUGUAAGAUGGCGGACUUCCUGCCGACCCGCUCCGUGCUCUCCGUGUGUUUCCCCAACUGUGUGCUGAACAACCGGGAGGCCGAGCAGCAGCGCAAGUCCAAGGAGAUCGACCGCUGCAUCUCCCGGGAGAAGACCUACGUCAAGCGGCUGGUGAAGAUCCUGCUGCUGGGCGCCGGCGAGAGCGGAAAGUCCACCUUCCUGAAGCAGAUGCGCAUCAUCCACGGCCAGGACUUCGACGUGAGGGCCAAGCAGGAGUUCCGGGCCACCAUCUACAGCAACGUCAUCAAAGGUAUCCGGGUGCUGGUGGACGCUCGGGAGAAGCUGCACAUUCCCUGGGGAGACCCGUCCAAUCAGAAGCACGGAGAAGUGAUGAUGGCCUUCGACACGCGCUCCGUCAUAGUGUCUCAGGGGAUGGUGGACACCCAAGUCUUCCUCCUGCACUUGUCAUCCAUAAAGACCCUGUGGGCGGACAGCGGCAUUCAGCACGCCUACGACCGGCGCCGCGAGUUCCAGCUGGGUGAGUCAGUGAAAUAUUUCCUGGACAAUCUAGACAAGCUGGGAGAACUGGACUACCUCCCGUCUCAACAGGACAUCCUCCUGGCUCGUCGGCCCACCAAGGGGAUUCACGAAUACGACUUUGAAAUAAAAAACGUUCCUUUCAAGAUGGUGGACGUGGGCGGCCAGCGGUCAGAGCGGAAGCGAUGGUUCGAGUGCUUCGACAGCGUCACCUCCAUCCUGUUCUUGGUGUCGUCCAGCGAGUACGAUCAGGUGCUGAUGGAAGACCGCCAGACCAACCGCCUGACCGAGUCCCUCAACAUCUUUGAGACGAUAGUCAACAACCGGGUGUUCAGCAAUGUCUCCAUCAUCCUGUUCCUGAACAAGACGGACUUGCUGGAGGAGAAGGUGAAGGUGGUCAGCAUUAAGGACUACUUCCCGGAGUUUGGGGGCGACCCGCACUGCCUCUCUGACGUCCAGAAGUUCCUGGUGGAUUGUUUCCGUAACAAGCGUCGGGACCAGCAGCAGAAGCCGCUCUACCACCACUUCACCACCGCCAUCAACACAGAGAACAUUCGCCUGGUUUUCCGCGACGUGAAGGAUACAAUUCUUCACGACAACCUCAAGCAGCUGAUGCUGCAGUGAUCACAGGACUCCGCUUUCCUUGUUGGUUUUUAUUUUUUUUUUAAGGAAUUUCUCCAGUUUUUAUUGAAUUAUUUUUUUUUAAAUGUCUUUGAGGUUUAGCGUCGAGCUCUGGGGCCGCGUGCUUGUGGAUUGUCCUGACAGCCAACCAGAGCCCCUCGCGGCCGCCCCCCGCAGUGGAGCCUGGCCCUGGAUUUGCCUCCUGCCUUAUCUGCGUGUUUAUAACUAACCAGCACAAAUUUGUAUUUUACAACUUUUCGCAAUUUUUUUUUUUUUUUUACCAUCUGUUUUUAAGUUUCCUGAAGUUUUAGCCAUUGUUGGGGGGUGAUGAUGAGGAUCCGCCAUGUUGGGGGUGAUGAGGAUCCCCCUCGGCACAGAGUAUCUAGUUUUAUAUUAUAGUAUUACUUUUAACCUAUUAACAAGGACUGGGCCGCCAGGAAGCGGGGACUCUGCCUGGACUCCGCCCCCUUACAGGGACCUUGCUGGGACUUGUGGAUACAGUAUGUUCCCCCUUCUGAGUAAUACUAUUGCAACAUCUGGUCAGUGACGGCCGGAGGGGCAAGACUCCCAUCAUCCUCCUCCCCAUAAUAUCCAUGUAAUCGCUAACCUUGCACUUUGACGUCAUUUUCUCUGAGUCGGGAAGAGGUUUCCAUCCAGAAGUCGCCAUGAUGGAGCAAUCGCCCGGUAAAAGCGGAACUGAUAUAUAUAACCGCUGAUUCUGAUGGCAUAGAUUGGGGGGGGGGGCGUGUCCUCUAGUAAUGGCCGUCAUUAGGCCGUGCAGAUUAUACCACUGGAGCCACCAUGUUAGUCCCCUGAGGGUGCACAGUGCCAAGUACCUGGGUGUCGGGGUUCACAGCAGGUUUGGGGUGCAGGGACUGUGGGCUCCUCCCUUGUAUAGCGGGGUUUCUAUGAAGUGGGGUUGCCACGGCGACUCUUCUAUAUUUUCACUCUAUAUAGUAUAUUUUUAGAUGAAAUGUGAAUAAAUCGUUUUUUGUUUUUUUUUUCCAGGGGGGGGGGUUCGAUAUCGAGGUUUAUAAUAAUUGUGCCAAAAAAUUCACCGGGUGAGCGGGUGUCGGGGCGUGUCCUCAGCCACUGACUGCAGCCGCUUCAGCUACUUGUCUCCGGGCCCCUGGGGGUCCUUAACUUGUGGCCCUCUGUCACGUCAUUAGGAUCUUCUGUCACUGGGUUUUUUUUUAUAUUUUUUAUAUUACUUUUUCCUGAAAGGGUUAAACUGCUGUUAAUUUUGCACUCGACCAUUAAAUCCCUGGGAUAGACCGUGGGCGACUCAUUGGGAGCGGUGGCGGUCCAUAAGAAGCAGCGACUCAUCAGGAGCGGCGAGUGGCACAGAAAUGUUGUCAUUCACUUACAGCAAGCAGAUCUUGUAACUGGCUCAGUGUGAACCACCGAAGUCUGUUAGAAAGUUGCAGAGCCGCUGAGGUUGUGCACAUAAUACUGGAUGUGGCGGCGAGGGGGGUGCGUGGCCCCUGGGGGGCAGGGUAACAUGGCAGUGUGGCCCCUCCAUAGGGAGUAAGGAUCUGGUGUAUUAUAAUAGGGGGGGCAUCAGCCGUGCCUUCUCAGUCUAUUGGGGGUUUGGUCCCUCCUACAUGAUGUUGGUGGCAGCGCUCCCGGCGCCGCGGUUUAGGGCGAAGCCUCCAGUCGCAGCAAUAAUAUUAGAGGAGACUUAUUCCUCGUCUUGUGCCUUGUCCACAUCUUAUAAUGCUGUAUCCAAAGGGAAAGGCUUUGAAUAAGUGUUCACACCCCUUGUAACCAGAGGCAAAGUGGGUUACUCACGGCUGGGAGUUGUAGUCCCCAGGAGCUGCAGAUGGUUGGAUGAUGGCCUGCAGUGCUCCCUGCUGGUGCGGUGCGGUACUGCAUCCCACUCCCAUACAUUUCUUAUCCUGUUUAGGCCUCGUGCACACGGCCGUUGCUCGGAAAUUUGCGGUCUCCAAUGCACAGAAGCACCCCGUAGUGUGGACCCAUUGAAGUGCUUUUUGCGGGCCGCAAUACGUGCAAUGGCCGCGUGCAUGGGGCCUUACUAGGAGGUGAUGUCAUCUGUGAGGUGCAGAGAUAGGCCGCCCCUCCCCCACACUUGGAAUUUACUUAACCACUGAGACGACUUGAGAUGGGCAUUGUGUGAAGUAGUCACUGCUGUUGUGUGUACUACUACCCCCAACAUGGCAGAGACAGAUUAUAAAUAGGUCCAUAAAGGGAGAUGGGGAGGAGCCUGAUCUGGCUGGUCACCAGAUAAGCCCCUCCCCCUGUGUGUUCAGUCUUCCAUGGCGUGCGGUCACAGCUAUCCAUCCUCGCUCAGUUGCCAUCUAUGGAUACGACUCUGAUCCGGAGUCGGGUCCUGUGCUCUAGUUGCCUCCAGAGCUGCAGUCACAGUUCUGCUGCCCCCCCCCCUGAGUUUCAAGGAUAUCCUCUGCUGUAGUGCAUUGGGGGAGAGGCAGCGCAGCAGGUGGCUGUUAGGAACCCGUCUGAUGUAACUGCAGCUCUGGUGGCAGCUAGAGUACGAGAGAGUAGAUAUGCUCUAGUCUCCUCCAGAGCUGUAAUCGCAACAUGUGGCUGGAGCCCUGGAUCAGCAGGGCAUCACAUGGCCAUUCACCCUUUACCUCUGUGAUCAGACCAUGUACUGUCUCUUUAAAUCUCCCGUCGGUGCCUUCCGCCGUCUUGUGGCUUUUAUAAAAGGCCGAUGAUUUUGUAUUCCCUGUAAAUAUGUGCACCUCCCCGUCCCUCGCUGCUGGAGGUCCUCGCUGGACAACUACAGAAGUGCCUGCAGCUUAUACCUCACCACUGAGGCACGAGGCGCCUCAAUGCGAUCAUAGUGCUUGGCCUGUCGUUGGCCUCAUCCUCUGUUAUGAUUUUGGCUUCUUCAGUAUAUUUUGCGUUCUGUGUGGAGCCGUCGUCAGUCGCAUAACCGGCGCAUAGAUGAAAGAUCGCACUCGUCUCUGCGCCAGUCUAUUUUGACCGCGCUCUCCCGCCCAAGCCCCCCUCCUGACGGCGCUCUGCUGUCCCACGCCCCAUCCUGACGGUGCGCUCCUACCCCACGCGCCCCCCUCCCCCGACUGCGCUCUCCUGCCCCAUGCCCCUCCUCCCUCUCCCCGGUUGUGCCAGAUGAUAUACAGGUCUUGUGUCUAUGGCCGGCUUUGUGCCCGGGGUGCGAUGUGGGCGCCCUGCUCCCGCUGGGAUUGUCACCCCUCGGCAGUAGGACGUGUUGUACAUUUUCUUUUGGUUCUAGGUUAUUGGUGAUAAGUUAUUGUGGAGCAGAACCUGCGCACUGAUCCCGGCCGCACGGUUAUCGGACCCCCGUGUAACUUCUGUACAUUCUGUACAUAUCCCCAGGACUGGGUUUUGCCUUUUCCAUUAUUUGCCUGUAAAUCUGAUAGUUACUGACCUGAAAUAAACCUGUUUAAAGCCUGA